AUGGCAAAAGAAACUGAUGAAAGUGUUUACCAGCCUCGCUAUCUUAAAUGUGGCGUAUGUUUGAUCAUCAAUCUAAUAUCUGUCAUACAAAGAAGAAAGGACCAUCGUGUUGUCCAUAGUUACCUCCUGUCAUUACACACACUGUUACCUUUCCUGACGAGGUAUGAUGAUAUUCCUAACAUUGCCGAUAGGAAUUCGGAAAGAGCAACUUCAAAGUCUAAGCAGCACGUCUUUGGAAACCAUAUUGAGGAUUAUGACGAGAUUGGAAUUGUCACUAGAAGAUCAAAAUUGAAGUCAAUGGGAGAACUAGAUCUCAAACGCAUUUCUGAAGUUGAUGAUUCCAAGAAAGAUAUGACGUCACAAGAGGAGACGUCAGAAGACAGAAGUACGGUGUACUCCCUACAGAAAGAGGUGUUUAGCAGUGACCUGUGACGAUAAGACGCAUAAUGAAUUAGACAACUAUGAACAGACCAUUUGUCUUUAAUUUGUGUUGGCAUACUCCAUGUAAUAAAAAGACAAUUAUUUUGUUCGUAAACCCACAAAAU
Saccostrea cuccullata (small rock oyster) is the source of this 545-nucleotide messenger RNA. RefSeq lists its product as uncharacterized. The transcript has 3 exons. NCBI's taxonomy places the organism in Eukaryota, Metazoa, Mollusca, Bivalvia, Ostreida, Ostreidae. The record is from RefSeq and is a predicted model, not a curated record. Bases 1 to 432 code for a protein of 143 amino acids.